GGGUAUUUCUAUUGCGCGAAGCAUUGUGGGUUGCUGGGCGGCCGGGUCUCGGAGAAGAGGGGAGAGUGGCGGGCUGCUGAAUCAGCUUCCAAAAUGAUGCUGAACAUCACUGUUAUAUAAAGCUGACUGCCUGGGCAUCUCCAGGACAACACCUCAAGCUCUUGGCAUCUUGCAUUUUGCAUCAGUGCCCCAUCUGCUUCCCUAAGAUUGAGCUGUAACACAGACAAGUGGAUGUUUUGCUGCGGGAUGAACAUUUAGCAGGGUCUGCCUCUUCCUCCUGUGUUGUGACCUAAUUCCUCCGCACAGGGAGUAAGGUCAGAAGUUGAAAAGGCCAUGGUCAUUCAGCUGGGCACUGGAGAACUCAUGAUUUGUUCUUUUUAGACGAGCCCACACCAGUUAUCCUAUUGAAAGAGGGGACUGAUAGCUCCCAAGGCAUACCCCAGCUUGUGAGUAACAUCAGUGCCUGCCAGGUGAUUGCUGAAGCUGUAAGAACCACCCUGGGUCCCCGUGGUAUGGACAAGCUUAUUGUGGAUGGCAGAGGCAAAGCAACAAUUUCUAAUGAUGGGGCCACAAUUCUGAAACUUCUUGAUGUUGUCCAUCCUGCAGCAAAGACUUUGGUAGACAUUGCCAAAUCCCAAGAUGCUGAGGUGGGUGAUGGCACCACCUCAGUGACCUUGCUGGCUGCAGAGUUUCUGAAGCAAGUGAAACCCUAUGUGGAGGAAGGUUUACACCCCCAGAUCAUCAUUCGAGCUUUCCGCACAGCCACCCAGCUGGCGGUUAACAAGAUCAAAGAGAUUGCUGUGACUGUGAAGAAGGCAGAUAAAGUGGAGCAGAGGAAGCUGCUGGAAAAGUGUGCCAUGACUGCUUUGAGCUCCAAGCUGAUCUCCCAGCAGAAAGCUUUCUUUGCUAAGAUGGUGGUAGAUGCAGUGAUGAUGCUCGAUGAUUUGCUGCAGCUUAAAAUGAUUGGAAUCAAGAAGGUACAGGGUGGAGCCCUCGAGGAUUCUCAGCUGGUAGCUGGUGUUGCAUUCAAGAAGACUUUCUCUUACGCUGGGUUUGAAAUGCAACCCAAAAAGUACCACAAUCCUAAGAUCGCCCUUUUGAAUGUCGAGCUCGAGUUGAAAGCUGAGAAGGACAAUGCUGAGAUAAGAGUCCACACAGUUGAGGAUUAUCAGGCAAUUGUUGAUGCUGAGUGGAACAUUCUCUAUGACAAGUUAGAGAAGAUCCAUCAUUCUGGAGCCAAAGUUGUCUUGUCCAAACUCCCCAUUGGGGAUGUGGCCACCCAGUACUUUGCUGACAGGGACAUGUUCUGUGCUGGCCGAGUACCUGAGGAGGAUCUGAAGAGGACAAUGAUGGCGUGUGGAGGCUCAAUCCAGACCAGUGUGAAUGCUCUGUCAGCAGAUGUGCUGGGUCGAUGUCAGGUGUUUGAAGAGACCCAGAUUGGAGGCGAGAGGUACAAUUUUUUUACUGGCUGCCCCAAGGCCAAGACAUGUACCUUCAUCCUCCGUGGCGGUGCCGAGCAGUUUAUGGAGGAGACAGAGCGGUCCCUGCAUGAUGCCAUCAUGAUCGUCAGGAGGGCCAUCAAGAAUGAUUCAGUGGUGGCUGGUGGCGGGGCCAUUGAGAUGGAGCUCUCCAAGUACCUGCGGGAUUACUCAAGGACUAUUCCAGGAAAACAGCAGCUGUUGAUUGGGGCGUAUGCCAAGGCCUUGGAGAUUAUCCCACGCCAGCUGUGUGACAAUGCUGGCUUUGAUGCCACAAACAUUCUCAACAAACUGCGGGCUCGGCAUGCCCAGGGGGGCACGUGGUAUGGGGUGGACAUCAACAACGAGGACAUUGCUGACAACUUUGAGGCCUUCGUGUGGGAGCCAGCUAUGGUGCGGAUCAAUGCGUUGACAGCAGCCUCUGAGGCUGCGUGCCUGAUCGUGUCUGUAGAUGAAACCAUCAAGAACCCCCGCUCAACUGUGGAUGCUCCCCCAGCAGCAGGCCGGGGCCGUGGUCGUGGCCGCCCGCACUGAGAGGCACCCCACCUGUCACAUGACUGGCUGGCUGCUGGGUGCACCUACUCUCCUUGGCUUGGUUACUUCAUUUUACAAGGAAGGGGUAGUAAUUGGCCCACUCUCUUCUCAUUGGAGGCUAUUUAAAUAAAAUGUAAGACUUCGGA
This is a messenger RNA of Macaca mulatta (Rhesus monkey), 2158 nucleotides long. It is a transcript of the gene CCT7, whose product is annotated as chaperonin containing TCP1 subunit 7. Gene Ontology annotation, molecular function: ATP-dependent protein folding chaperone; ATP hydrolysis activity; ATP binding. Gene Ontology annotation, biological process: protein refolding. The record is from RefSeq and is a predicted model, not a curated record. Lineage: Eukaryota; Metazoa; Chordata; Mammalia; Primates; Cercopithecidae.